AUGGUGCAGGUCCUUUGCCAUGUUCUCAAAGUCCGGAAUCACCUACGAUACCAGGUCGCCUUCCUGACCUCCGAACUGCGUGAGAUUUUCGCCAACGCCCCGAUAAUGGAGCCGGGCACCACGGCUACCAAGAGAAAGCGCCAGCCGAUCGAGGGCGACUGUCCUAUAUGCUUCUCGGAACUUACUUCCGACACCAGUGCCAUCGUUUGGUGCGAGGCGUCGUGCGGGAACAACGUCCAUAAAACAUGCUUUGAGAAAUGGGCGUCCAACAAUCGGGGGAAAACUCUCUGCUGCAUCUUCUGUCGAUCGCCCUGGAAGACCUCUACGUCAGAGUUGACUUCGAUUGUCAGGAAUGCAUCCGUGGGCGAGGAGGGCUACCUCAACGUCGGAGAGGCAAUGGGCUUGCCACACCAGCGGGGUAGGCUUCGCUCCCUGUACAGCGCCCUCUAA
This is a messenger RNA of Ophidiomyces ophidiicola, 450 nucleotides long. RefSeq lists its product as uncharacterized. The transcript is spliced from 3 exons. Bases 1 to 450 code for a protein of 149 amino acids. Gene Ontology annotation, biological process: anaphase-promoting complex-dependent catabolic process. Gene Ontology annotation, cellular component: anaphase-promoting complex. Lineage: Eukaryota; Fungi; Ascomycota; Eurotiomycetes; Onygenales; Onygenaceae. The record is from RefSeq and is a predicted model, not a curated record. Gene Ontology annotation, molecular function: ubiquitin protein ligase activity; zinc ion binding; cullin family protein binding.